Triticum urartu is the source of this 789-nucleotide messenger RNA. NCBI's taxonomy places the organism in Eukaryota, Viridiplantae, Streptophyta, Magnoliopsida, Poales, Poaceae. The record is from RefSeq and is a predicted model, not a curated record.
AGGAAUCUAUAGACCUGGUUCCCUCAUGCGGUCACGUCGUACUGCAUGCCUCGGCUCCUUCGCGCAGCCGCCCUUCCACACGUUCUGCCUCCGCGCCGCCGCCGAGCUCCCGACCGUCGUGUUGUCCGUGCAGUACCGCCUCGCCCCCGAGCACCGCCUCUCCCCCGAGCACCGCCUCUCCCCCGAGCACCGCCUCCCCGCGGCCAUCACGACGGCGCGGCUUUCUUGUCCUGGCUGCGCGGCCAGGCCGAGCUUGGUGCCGGCGCCGACCCGUGGCUCACCCGGACGUUCCUCUCCGGCGACUCGGCGGGUGCCAACCUGGCCCACCACGUCACGGUCCGCGCAGCGUCGGGGCAGAUCGCGGUCAGCCCGGCGCGCGUCGUCGGGUACAUCCUCCUCUCCGCGUUCUUCGCUGGGGCCGAGCGCACGGCGACGGAGGCCGACCUGCGGGCGGGCGUGUCCCUGACGAUCGCGAUGGCCGACCAGCUCUGGCGCAUGUCGCUGCCGGUGGGGGCUAGCUUGGACCACCCGCUGGCCAACCCGUUCGGCCCGGAGAGCCCGAGCCUCGCUCCGGUGGAGCUCCCGCCGGCGCUCGUCGUGGCGCCGUUGAGCGACGUGCUCCGCGACCGCGUGCUGGGCUACGGGGCGAGGCUGAAGGACAUGGGGAAGGCCGUCGAGGUUGUCCGGUUCGAGGGGGAGCAGCAUGGCUUCUCCGUCCGCCAGCCGUUCGGCGAGGCGGCCGACGAGUUGCUGCGGGUGAUCAAGCGGUUCGUCUACCGCGGCAACUGA